Messenger RNA from Cladophialophora bantiana CBS 173.52, 1314 nucleotides. RefSeq lists its product as uncharacterized. The transcript is spliced from 3 exons. Gene Ontology annotation, biological process: regulation of gene expression. Gene Ontology annotation, molecular function: histone binding. Bases 1 to 1314 code for a protein of 437 amino acids. The record is from RefSeq and is a predicted model, not a curated record. Gene Ontology annotation, cellular component: Rpd3L-Expanded complex; Rpd3L complex; cytoplasm. Lineage: Eukaryota; Fungi; Ascomycota; Eurotiomycetes; Chaetothyriales; Herpotrichiellaceae.
AUGGCAGAUGACGACGAUAAUAUGAGCGACCAAGAGUUGAACAAGGAAGACGCAGAGACUGAGCAGAAAAUUAUCAAUGAAGAAUACAAGACGUGGAAGAAGAACGCUCCUUUUCUCUAUGACAUGAUCCUCAGUACGGCCCUGGAUUGGCCUACUCUUACAACGCAAUGGUUUCCAGAUGUCGCAGCGGUACCUGACACCAACUACUCGAAACACCGUCUGUUGAUCGGCACGCAUACAGCUGAAGGUCAACCGAACUUCCUAGAAGUUGCCAGUGUCCAGUUACCCAAUCCCAAGAAACCAGACGUGAAAGACUAUAAUGAAGAGACUGGAGAAAUCGGUGGCUAUGGUGGAGGUCCAUCGAGGCAAAACCAAGUUGAAGUCAAAUUCCAUAUCAACCAGAAAAUUUACCACCCCGGCGAGGUCAAUAAGGCGCGAUACCAACCACAGAAUCCGAAUAUCAUCGCGACCAUGUGCACUAGUGGACGAGUCAUGAUUUGGGACAGGUCGAAAUAUUCCAGCGCAUCAUUAUCAAAAGUUCCCCCCACGAUAGAGCUUAGUGGACACACCAAGGAGGGCUAUGGCCUCAGCUGGGAUCCUCAUCAGUUGGGUCGGUUGGCCACGGCUAGCGAAGACUAUACAGUCCGACUAUGGGACAUCACGCAGGCAUCGAAGACAAAUUCACUGCUCAACGAGUCUCGCAGAUACACCCACCAUUCCGGGAUCGUGAACGACGUACAGUUCCACCCGAUUCUUCCACAUCUGGUGGGAACGGUAUCGGACGAUCUAACCAUGCAACUUCUCGAUCUGAGAGAGGCUGAUACUACGCGAGCUGCUGCUACGGGCGAGAAUCAGCAUAGGGAUGCGAUUAAUGCCAUUGCGUUCAAUCUUUCAGUGGAGACUGUGGUGGCGACUGGAAGUGCCGACAAGACCAUCGCUAUCUGGGACCUGCGGAAUCUCAACGAUAAGUUGCAUGUUCUCGAAGGGCACAAUGACAGUGUGACGACAUUAGAAUGGCAUCCGUUCGAAGAAUCGGUGCUCGGAUCAAGCAGUUACGAUCGAAGAAUCAUAUUUUGGGAUUUGGCCAAGGUUGGAGAGGAGCAGACGCCCGAAGACAGCGAAGACGGGCCCCCGGAGCUUCUUUUCAUGCACGGAGGACAUACCAACCGGAUCAGCGACUUCUCGUGGAACAAGAACAUCCCCUGGACAGUCUGUAGCGCUGCGGAUGACAACCUGAUCCAGGUAUGGAAGGUUGCAGAGGCUAUUGUUGGUCCUGAUGAUGAAGAUGUACCAAUGAAUGAGCUGGAAGGCUGA